AUGAAAAUCUCGAGCUUCUCCGCUGUGUUCUUGGCUGCUGCCACUCCAUUUGCUGCCGCUGCUGGCUUGAAAGGAACGGAACGUCAACUCCAAACCUGCCCUGAACAAAUGUGCGGCAGAAACUCUGUAGCCCACUUCCCAGCACCUAGAUUUGAUCUUGAGAAUCUUCCAACUUUGGAAGAACUUGAUGCCUACUACGGCACCUUCUGCUCCUUUUGUGAGAUCGGCGAGAUUCUCAACCCGGACAUUCAGUUUUGCGACGCCCUUUGCUCAUUUGAAAUCCCUGAUAUUGAAAUCCCCGAUUUCUCCGAAAUCACCACCUGCUUCUCGGAAGUGUCAACCGUUCAGGUGGAGAACGUCGGUAGCGUCACUAUGAAGGACCUGAAGGGUUCCAAUGAGUAUGUUCAAAUGCAAGGUGGGUUUGCCAUCAUGGCCUACCAAAACUUUAUCCACAUGGCCUUGUCCCCCUUCCGAAUGUUCACCAUGGGUGUCUCCUCUGCGAUGGGCAACACCUACACCGAAGAUGGCCUUCCCACCUUUGCUGCAGCCGGGAUCAACCUUGGACAGUGGGCUGAAAGCCAAAACAUUCUCGUGCAAGCUGUCUUGUUGGUUGCAUUCAUUGCCAUUGCAGGAGCCAGCAUGGUUGUGGAGAAUACAUUCGGACCAUCUUUGGCCCCUCUUGCUUUGGCUGCUGGAGCUGGGGCAUAUGCAUUGAUGAAAAACAAUGACGUUACUUUCCGUGCCUCCAAGAUCAAGUCUGUCUAG
Molecule: messenger RNA, 765 nt
Organism: Seminavis robusta
Lineage: Eukaryota; Bacillariophyta; Bacillariophyceae; Naviculales; Naviculaceae
Source: the annotation of a GenBank genome assembly